AUGAAAAGUGUCGCUCGUUCUUUUAUUUGGUGGCCUGGAAUUGAUAUAGAAAUUGAAGGUAUUACAAAAAGAUGUGAACUUUGUUUGAUUCAUAGUGAGAAUCCUCCAAAGGUAGUUCUACAUAGUUGGCCUUGGCCUGAUGGCCCAUCUCUUAGUGUUCAUUUAGAUUUUUUAGGUCCUGUUAAUAAAAGAAUGUUUCUUGUGAUAAUAGAUGCUUUUUCAAAAUGGGUGUAUGUGAAAUUUAUGUCUAACAUGACUACUUUUUCAACUAUUAAAAUUUUAAGAGAAUAUUUUGCUUAUUGGGGCAUUCCUGCUAAACUUGUGACUGAUAAUGGUCCAUUUUUAUGCUCUAAAGAGAUGAAAGAUUGUUUACAAAAAAAUAGAGUUUUUCAUAUUAAAACUUCACCUUACAAUCUUGCAUCAAAUGGUGCAGCUGAAAAUCUUGUUCGGGUUACUCCUGCAGAAUUACACAUUGGGCGCACCUUGCCAACUCAAUUCGAUAGACUAAUUCCUUUUGCUAAGAAUAAAUAUAACAAGUGUUUGGAAAAUGCUAAACAUGUUUUUAGAGGCAAUAGAGAGAAAUCCUAUAAAAUUGGAGAUACUGUCAUGUGCAGAAAUUAUGGAUCUGGUAAUAUGUGGGUACCAGGCACAAUUAUUAAAGUAUUGUCACCUGUUACUUAUCUGGUUCAAAUUAAUAAUUCUUUAGUGUGGAAAAGACAUAUUUAUCAAAUUAUUGAUAGAGUUAAAAAUAAUAAUGUUAAUCAUAAACAUUUGAGUGAUAUUGAAACUAGGAUUAGGGAAAACAAACCAGUAAUUGAAAGUAUUAUUGAGGAAGGAGAAAAAGUUAGUACCGAGGUAGAGAAUACUAAGUCUGAUGUUAUUGAAGUUAAGCCAGAAGUCACACAGGUUAGGAAGAGUGAUAGGAUUAUUAAAAAACCUCAAAAGUUAAAUUUGUAA
Messenger RNA from Acyrthosiphon pisum (pea aphid), 957 nucleotides. RefSeq lists its product as uncharacterized. Gene Ontology annotation, biological process: DNA integration. The transcript is spliced from 2 exons. The record is from RefSeq and is a predicted model, not a curated record. NCBI's taxonomy places the organism in Eukaryota, Metazoa, Arthropoda, Insecta, Hemiptera, Aphididae. Gene Ontology annotation, molecular function: nucleic acid binding. Bases 1 to 957 code for a protein of 318 amino acids.